Messenger RNA from Strongyloides ratti, 1302 nucleotides. RefSeq names its product Sequence-specific single-stranded DNA-binding protein. The record is from RefSeq and is a predicted model, not a curated record. The coding region runs from base 1 to 1302 and encodes 433 amino acids. Gene Ontology annotation, cellular component: nucleus. Lineage: Eukaryota; Metazoa; Nematoda; Chromadorea; Rhabditida; Strongyloididae. Gene Ontology annotation, molecular function: protein binding; single-stranded DNA binding. Gene Ontology annotation, biological process: positive regulation of transcription by RNA polymerase II. The transcript is spliced from 2 exons.
AUGGCAUUACAGCAUCAACCAUUCCCAGUCCCAGAAAGUCAGGCUAAAGAAAAACUUGCAGGAUAUGUUUAUGAAUAUCUAGUUCAUAUAGGAGCUUCAAAAUCUGCUGAAACAUUUAAAAAUGAAGUAUUAGCUGGACAAUACAAUGUUGUAAACAGAGCUGUUAAUCCUGGAGAAGCACCAGGUUUUUUAAUUAAUUGGUGGAUUGUUUUUUGGGAUUUAUAUUGUGCAUCACCUGAAAGGAGAGAUAUGAAUCAAUCGAGUCAGGAAGCAAAAGCAUUUCAUGAAUAUGGUUUUAUACCUAAUCCGACACAAAUGCCACCAGUACCACAACCAGGUAUGAUGCCAAAUGGAAUGGGAGGUCAACAAAAUGUUCAACAACCAUUUCCAUCACCAAGUCCUGGUUCAAUUGGUAUGCCACCAGGUGGACCAGGAAUGUUCCCACGUCCAGGUCCUCCAAGUUCAGCACCAUCACCUAGAUUUCCUCCUGGAAUGCCUGUUCAAAGGCCACCAUAUGGUCAACCAGGAAUGCCAGAUGGACAAAAUGGAAUGUAUCCACCACCACAAAAUAGAUUUCCACAAGGACCUGGAAUUCCUCCUGGUGGACCUGGAAGUAUGCCACCCAAUUUUAAUGGUGGUCGACCAUUAAAUCCAGCACAAGCUGCAGCACAAAUGAGGUUUGGUGCAUCACCAAAUCAAUUUAUGGGAAGUCCUGCUGGAACACCAUUUGGACAGAAUAAUAGUCCAGCUCCUAGUCCAAUGAUGCCUCCAGCACCAAGUCCAAGAAAUAUUGAUCCAUCACAACAAAUGGGACCUGAUGGUAGAUUUAUCAUGCCAGGAUCUAAUGGUUCAAUGCAGCCAAUGAUGAAUGAUAUAGUUUCAAAUGGUGGUGCAACACCAACAACACCUUCCUAUCCACAACAUAACAUAAUAAAUGCAUCUCAAAAUCAACCUAUACAACACCAAAUGAACGAUAUGAAUCCAUCAUCAAAUCAAAUGCCGAUGAUGCAAUCGAAUGAUCCUGUUAAUGAAAUAAAACAAUCUCCUGCACAAAAUAAUAUGUCAGGUGGACCAGCUUCUGUUGGUGCCGCGUCAAUGCAAAACCCACCCUCAGUUCAUUCUCAAGGUGGACCCAGAUCAGUGGCAUCGAUGGGUGGUGCUAAUGAUGGACCUCAAAUAUCGAACACUGGCAACUCAGCAACAGACAGUGAAGAGAUUUCGAAAAUUAAAAACAGUUUAUUUGAAGAUAUGCCAGCAAAUAUGGAUAGUGUUACCAAGCAAGAGGGAGAUUUUUUCCAAUAA